This is a messenger RNA of Chara braunii, 1099 nucleotides long. The record is from the annotation of a GenBank genome assembly. Lineage: Eukaryota; Viridiplantae; Streptophyta; Charophyceae; Charales; Characeae.
UCCAGGCGAGAUUAUUAUCUGACGCCUCAGUGCGAGAGUUGGGAGGAGUGAUGAAGCAUGUCAGGAGGCUCACGCAGACCGAGGUUAUGCGAGGAGAGGUACUUCAUGAUGCGGUACAGAGGAUAGGUGUCAUAGAGCAGAAGAAUAGAGGUUUGAGGGACGUGGUACGUGACCUCGUCGUUGGCACAAAGCAGGCGAGACAGUCCACCUCACGACUCGAGCAGAGGAAUACUGAUCUAGAGGAGGGUCAGAGGCGUCAGGCCAUGACAGAUCUGGUCGACGAGAUGAGGACUGAGGGGCAGCAGGUUUCUAUCAGACAGGCACACGUCUCUCAUGGGGUAGAGCCGGGUGGAGUGAGAUUGGACAUCCCUCGACGAGACUCACACACGGAGAAGCCACUUGGAGCUAUGGGGAUGACAUGCGAGGAGGCUGCAGUUGUCGAUAAUCUCAUGCUUGAGCCAGACAAGAUUGAGAGGAGAAGAAAGCCAGAGGCACAUGGUUUGGACUGGGUCCCUCCAUCAGAGUUGGCAGUCCAGGGAGAUGCAUGGCGAGAGAUGGACGGUAGGCACGGCGAGCGAGAGACGGUCUCAGAGUCACGAGAUGUCAUACCACAGCAGGACAUGAGAGGGUCAACUGCGAUACUGCCUACAACUCUACCGUUUACACCAGCUCCGAUGGACGACAUAGUGCACCUCCUUUCUUCAGGGUCUGAGAGAUGUGACAAGGAGGUGACGCCUGAGAGGGCCUCGAGGAUGUUGAGUAUUGAUACGGUAGAUAGAGUCGUACAGGAUGUGACAAUCCGACUCGAGAGAGCAAGAACUCAGGUCUUACCCAAGCCUAAGAAGGCGAAGGUAGAAGGCAGCAACACCGGUGGUAUGUGCUCAUGGUGUGACAGAGGAGUGCACGACAGAGUUGUUUGCCCUGCCUUCCAGGUUGACCUCAGGAGACAAGUUGUGCAGUUCGAUGGACAGGGACUAGUCAGGGACAUGCAUGGCACUCGUCUUCCGACAAGACGUCACGGUGUUAGGAGAGUUGUGUAUGACAGACUAGGCCUGAAGAUGAGAGAGGAUGAGUGAUAGAUUACAUAUCCACGAGACGC